AUGUAUAGCCGCCGCCUGCUCAAAUACCUUGCGGCGGCGGCCUUCUGGCGCUGGCUUCCAAGGGCGAUGUCGUUGCUGCACAUUCGUGAUGGACCUAUCGGCCUACCGAGCAACGUUAGUAUCAGGGCGGAGCAUCGUCAUCACAAACAACGCAAGAAAACUGAAAUCCCUAGCGAUGUGCCGCCUGCCAAAUUGAGCACCGAGGCUGUAUCGGAAAUCGCAACUGCGUCACAUUCGAUCGAGGCCAUGCGGGACCAGCUGAAGGAAGAGCAGAUUCAGGGGAUUCACAUCGACCUGCCGCAAAUACCUGCGAAGUCAGUAUUGCAACUCAUACCGGCGUUUUUGUACAGUCUGCCGUCGAACAUGAUGGGCGUCAAGCGUUUUGUCGAGGACUCCACGUACGCUUUGGUCAACAUGGGACUCCAAAGCGUGCUCGGGUCACAGGUGUUUCGGAAUGUGCUCUGCACCCCUCAAUCGAAUGAGGCGGAAAUGCUCAUAUGCGUGACUGACAUGGUCGCCAACAUAUCACGGGUCAUCCACACUGGCAUCACAGUGCUGACCCUGAAUUUCCGCAGCUUGGUGGGCGGGAAAACUGCGGCUGACGCCCUUGUCAGGCUGAACACGAUCGCCGCCAAUCCGCUCAACAAAACGUUGAUGAAGGUGCUGGGAACCACGGCGGUGCUUUAUAUCACUAUGAUGCGCGAGUCUGUGCCGGACGAGACCAAGGUGCUGGCCGGAUCCAUCAUGACCGAGCUGACAUCGCUUCCCAUCGUAUCAAACAUCCCAGACACAUCAAGCGGAGGUUUCGGACGCGUCAAUGUUGUGUUACCGAGGCCAAGCCGGAUGCACCGCGCCGACUACGACAUCGCAAAGCUGCAGGCCGGAGCCGGAGAACGAGAUUUGCUAAGCUCAAUCGCCUGA
Messenger RNA from Babesia ovata, 921 nucleotides. RefSeq names its product signal peptide containing protein, putative. Lineage: Eukaryota; Apicomplexa; Aconoidasida; Piroplasmida; Babesiidae. The coding region runs from base 1 to 921 and encodes 306 amino acids. The record is from RefSeq and is a predicted model, not a curated record. The transcript is spliced from 6 exons.